This is a messenger RNA of Anguilla rostrata (American eel), 1513 nucleotides long. It is a transcript of the gene eif2s2, whose product is annotated as eukaryotic translation initiation factor 2, subunit 2 beta. Gene Ontology annotation, molecular function: translation initiation factor binding; translation initiation factor activity; mRNA binding. Gene Ontology annotation, cellular component: eukaryotic translation initiation factor 2 complex. Lineage: Eukaryota; Metazoa; Chordata; Actinopteri; Anguilliformes; Anguillidae. The record is from RefSeq and is a predicted model, not a curated record. Bases 180 to 1157 code for a protein of 325 amino acids. Gene Ontology annotation, biological process: formation of translation preinitiation complex; translational initiation; formation of cytoplasmic translation initiation complex. The transcript has 9 exons.
UACUUGCGCAUGCGCAGCUGAAACCCGGACUCUCGCGCUGCGUUUGUCGCUCUGGUAGCUGAAGCUGAUGCAAGAAGUCGCUAAAAAGGAAGGUUGAAAACUAAACCGCAAAACGUAUAUAACGUUUUAUUUCACUGUAGACUCUAAAGGAAGAAGAGUUUGAAACGCUUUCAGCAACAAUGUCUGGAGACGAGAUGAUCUUCGACCCCACCAUGACCCGGAAGAAGAAGAAGAAGAAGAAGCCGUUCAUGCUGGAGGAGGACGGGGUGGAGGCGCCCAGCGAGGAAACGCCGGUGCCCGAGGCCAGGGACCUGGAGCCCGACGGGGGGGAGGACAGAGAGCUGGACCUGGAGGAGGACGAGGGCCGGAGGAAAGAGCCCACAGAUGACCUGGACGACCUGAACUUUUUCAACCAGAAGAAAAAGAAAAAGAAACCCAAGAAGAACUUUGACAAUGACCUGGAGGAAGGGAUGAAGGAGCUCAAGAUCGAGGUGGAGCAAUCGGAACCUCUGGAAGAGGAUGAUCUUCUGCUGCCUGCCAAGACGAAGAAAUCCAAGAAAGAAGGUGAUAUCCUGGACAAGGAUGACGGCCUGGAGGACGAUGACGGGAGAAACAAUGAUGGCAUCACAUUCAGCUCACAAUCAGGGCCGGCGUGGGCGGGGACAGAAAGGGACUACACGUAUGAUGAGCUCCUGAAUCGCGUCUUCAACAUCAUGAGGGAGAAGAACCCCGACAUGGUGGCCGGAGAGAAGAGGAAGUUUGUGAUGAAGCCGCCACAGGUGGUCAGAGUCGGCACCAAGAAGACCUCCUUUGUCAACUUCACAGACAUCUGCAAACUAUUGCAUCGCCAGCCCAAGCAUCUCCUGGCCUUCCUGUUAGCCGAGCUGGGGACGUGCGGCUCCAUUGAUGGGAACAACCAGCUGGUGAUCAAGGGGAGGUUCCAGCAGAAACAGAUCGAGAACGUCCUGCGAAGAUACAUCAAGGAGUACGUGACGUGUCACACCUGCCGCUCUCCGGACACCAUCCUGCAGAAGGACACGCGCCUGUACUUCCUGCAGUGCGAGACCUGCCACUCCCGCUGCUCCGUCGCCAGCAUCAAGACCGGCUUCCAGGCCGUCACGGGCAAGAGGGCGCAGCUGCGCGCCAAGGCCAACUGAAGCCCCGCCCAUCCCCUUCCACCACCCCCACCCCACCCUCCACCCCACCCCUUCUUCACCCGCAACGGACACUUUCAACUGAACUGUGACCCGGCCCCCAAUUCGUUAGCGAAAACAUUUGCCUAUUUCAAACGACAUCAAUAAAAGUGCAUAAAAGAGCGUGGGUGGCGGUGCCGCCGAGCUUUCCGGGGGUUGUUUCGCGAUACGAUAACUGCCAGGUUCGUCUGGACGUCGUGCCGGAGAAAUCCACCCGUGUCUGCCGGCACCGGCUCUGCCCGAGGUUGUGUUUUUUUUGUUUUUGUUUUGUUUUUUUUAGGACUUAUUAUUAUUCUCAAAUUAAAAUGAUAUCAAGGGUA